ACAACCAACGAAGCUCGAAUCAGAGUCCUUCAAACCCUCACGGUCUGCCGCACCGUCAUCUCCAGUCUCGAGGUGACCCGCCUUCGCAAGUCUCGCGUCGGCUUCGACAACUGGCUCUCCUUCUGGGAACGAGUCUAUCAGCUAGAACUCGCCCGUAAGGUCGCAAACCCCGUGGUAUACGCUUACCGUCUGAUCGACGAGCUCUUCCGUGCUGUUGCACAGGAACUCAAGCAUGCCACGCAGCGGUGCGUGAACUACGUGAUGCAGGCGCAGUCCGCUACGGACAUCUCGCGAAGCGUCCAGCUUUUUGACCCGGUUGUCAAGCUCUAUUGUCGACGUCGGCGGAAAAGAGCCCAAGAUAUACUGGACAUGAUGCGUGAGAGCAUCAAGGACAUUCCGAUGCACGUUAGCGAUGAUUUCUUCACGGAUGUGAAACGUGGUGUGUUUGCGUUGAAUGAGCGCUGCGAGUACCAUCCUGGUGAUCCGAUUGCUGAGGAGCGGGAACGAGUGUUUCGUUUGGAGGUGCCCCCG
This is a messenger RNA of Aspergillus glaucus CBS 516.65, 531 nucleotides long. RefSeq lists its product as uncharacterized. The record is from RefSeq and is a predicted model, not a curated record. The annotation marks the transcript as partial. The transcript has a single exon. NCBI's taxonomy places the organism in Eukaryota, Fungi, Ascomycota, Eurotiomycetes, Eurotiales, Aspergillaceae.